Argentina anserina (silverweed cinquefoil) is the source of this 1749-nucleotide messenger RNA. RefSeq lists its product as uncharacterized. The transcript has 4 exons. The record is from RefSeq and is a predicted model, not a curated record. The coding region runs from base 1 to 1749 and encodes 582 amino acids. Lineage: Eukaryota; Viridiplantae; Streptophyta; Magnoliopsida; Rosales; Rosaceae.
AUGGUAGAGGGAAUUGCCAAGUAUGGUGUAGGGUUCAAGCCUCCUUCUAUGCAUGAAUUAAAGACUUGGAUUCUUAGGGAAGAAGUUGAAGAUAUUGAUAAGUAUUUGUUAGAGCAUAAGAAAGCUUGGGAGAAGUAUGGGUGUUCUAUCAUGUCGGAUGGUUGGACCGAUGGAAAUGGUAGAGUACUUCUUAAUUUUCUUGUGAAUAGUCCGGCGGGUACUUUCUUUUUGAAGUCCAUUGAUGCAUCCGGUAGUGUAAAAAAUGGUAGUUUAAUGCUAAAGUAUUUAGAUGAAGUGGUUAGAGAAGUUGGGGAAGAGAAUGUAGUUCAAAUAAUCACCGAUAAUGCAUCAAAUUAUAAAAAUGCGGGCCUUAGACUUAUGCAAAGGAGGUUGAAGUUGUGGUGGACUCCAUGUGCAGCACAUUGUAUUGAUUUUAUGCUUGAAGAUAUUAGCAAGCUAAUCAUCUUUGAGAAGACCAUUGCAAGUGCUAAGAAAGUGGUGAAGUUUCUCUAUGGUCACACAUGGGUCCUUUCUCUCAUGAGGGAAUUCACAAACAACAGUGAGAUCAUUCGUCCGGCGGUAACUCGCUUUGCAACUUCCUUUCUCACCCUUCAAAGUAUCUAUAACCAAAAACAACCUCUUCAAAUGAUGUUUAAUAGCAAGAAGUGGAUUGAUGGUCCUUUUGUAAAAAGUCAUGAAGGCAUAGGGGCUCGUGCAAUUGUUCUAUUUGAAAAGAACUUUUGGAGUGAUGUUGCAUUUUGUGUGAAGGGUGUGAUGCCAUUAGUGUGUGUUUUGAGGGAGGUUGAUUCGGAGGUAAGACCUGCUAUGGGCUACAUAUAUGAAUUGAUAGAUGCCGCAAAGGAGAAGAUUGCAUUUGGAUUGAAGAAGAACCCUAGACAUUAUCAACCAAUUUGGAACAAAAUUGAUGCAAGGUGGACUCCUCAACUACAUCAACCUUUGCAUGCUGCCAUAUAUUUUCUAAACCCUCAACUACAUUAUGAAGACAACUUCUCAACUGUUUUAGAAGUCAAGAAAGGAUUGCAUGAAUGCAUGGAUAGAAUGAUGUCAUUUGAGGAUCGGCUAAGGGCUGAUAUCCAAUUGGAGAUGUUUGAUAAAUGCCUUGGAGAGUUUGGAAGUAAGAUAGCAAUACAUUCCAGGAAGCUAAGAAGUCCAGUGCCUCUGGAUGCGAGAGGAAUUGGAAUUCACACUAAGAAAAAGAACCGACUUGAGCACAAAAGAUUAAAUGCAUUAGUUUAUGUCAAGUACAACUCUUUACUAAGGGAAAGAAACAUUAGAAGACGAGUGAAGAAGCUUGAUCCCAUUUUAGUGGAAGAAAUCGAUUCUGAUGAUGAAUGGAUAUCAGAGGUGGAAGAUCCUAUAUUGCCAAAUGAUCUCUCUUGGCUUGAAGAAGGUGUGUUUGAGGUGGAAGCUAUAAGGAAUGUACCGAUUGAAUGUUAUGAACAAAAUUUGUCAACUAGAGUUCCUAUAUGUGUAGAGCUACUAGAUGAGCCAACAAUAGAUGAUGUUCCUUUGUCGGAUGAUGACAUGAGAUUUGAUGAGCCCUCUUACGCACCUUCUUCUAAAAGGAAGAAUGUUGAAAGCUCAAGUAAAGAAAAAUCCAAAUCCAAGAAGAAAAUGAAAACAUUGGAUUCAUUACUUAGGAAUGAAGAUGAGAUUGAAGACCUUAUUUUACAUCCACAUAUUGAUGCGUUGAACAUUGAUGAUGUAAUGAUAUUCAUGUGGGUGUGA